UGCUCAUCGUCUUUCUCUAUGUUAGCAUGCUUGCUAACGCUCGGUGCUAGACCUCGCCGGCGAUGUCGUGGUGGAACGGCGGCGCGUUUCUCUCCGGCGAGCUCUCGAAGCCGACGUCCAUCUUUGGGUUGAAGCUAUGGGUCGUGAUCUGCAUCGGUGUGGGCGUGUUCAUCCUCCUUAUGCUCUCCCUCAUCGCACUCUGCAUCGCAUGCCGCUCUCGAUCUAAGAAGGCUCGCCGCGUGCUUGAUCCCACUCCGCCCGUAUCCAAGGAGAUUCUCGAGAUCGCUCCACGGGCGGAAGCCAUCCAGAUCGACAUCAGCGGGAAGCCGGAGCACCGGGUUGUGUUUCCUGAGAUAUCGCCGCGGGCGCCGCCUUCGGUGUCCACUGCUAGUGGGGAAAGCCGGGAGGUUGUGGACUCGGUUUCGCCUUCAGGAGGGCGGCCGCCGGAGGUUUCGCACCUUGGAUGGGGACACUGGUACACAUUGAGGGAACUGGAGGAGGCGACCGGGGGGCUUGCGGAGGAGAAUAUCAUCGGAGAGGGGGGAUAUGGGAUCGUGUACCGAGGCGUCCUGCAGGACAACACCAUGGUUGCUGUGAAGAAUCUCCUUAAUAACAAGGGCCAGGCGGAGAGGGAGUUCAAGGUGGAAGUUGAAACCAUUGGGAGAGUGAGGCAUAAGAAUCUGGUUAGAUUGCUUGGAUACUGCGUAGAAGGAGCGUAUAGGAUGUUGGUGUAUGAGUAUGUAGAUAAUGGAAAUCUGGAUCAGUGGCUUCAUGGAGAUAUGGGGAGAGUGAAUCCUUUGACAUGGGAGAUUCGGAUAAAAAUCAUAAUAGGAACGGCAAAAGGUCUGGCCUAUCUUCAUGAGGGGCUUGAACCAAAGGUUGUUCACCGAGAUGUGAAGUCUAGUAACAUACUUCUUGACCAGCAGUGGAAUCCAAAAGUAUCCGACUUUGGCCUUGCGAAGCUUCUAUGCUCUGAAAGGAAUUAUGUUACUACCCGUGUCAUGGGGACGUUCGGCUAUGUGGCUCCAGAGUAUGCUAGCACAGGAAUGCUCAAUGAGAGAAGUGAUGUUUACAGUUUUGGGAUUCUUAUCAUGGAGAUAAUAACUGGUAGGACACCUGUAGAUUACACAAGACCACCUGGAGAGGUGAAUUUGGUAGACUGGUUAAAGGUAAUGGUUGGAGAGAAGAAAUCUGAGGAAGUUAUAGAUCCGAAUUUGCCUGAGAAACCUUCACCCAAGGCCCUUAAAAGAGCACUGCUUGUGGCUCUUCGCUGUGUUGAUCCUGAUGCACAAAAACGACCAAAAAUGGGACUCGUUAUUCACAUGCUUGAACUUGAUGAUUUGCUCUCCCGGGAUGAUGGUAUUGUUCUGCGCCAAGGAUCUCAAGCACAGCAUGAUCUUCCUCAAAACAGACCAGGUUCAUACAGAUACAAUCCUGAGCAUGAGUUUACGAGGGAGAAUCAAAGUAGGUGGAGAUGACAAACAUCCAGAUAGGUGACUAAUAAUUUGUUUCUUGUUACAGUUUUAGUAUUUAUAGUUUAUUAUUCAAUCUCCCUGCAACUCUCAAUUCAACAAAAUGUCUGUGUUGUGCCCCACAACACUCAUAUCAUUGUCUUGAGAAUAUUGGCUGGUCCUUUAGCAAUUAAUCCCUUUUUGGACUCAUUGUAUCAUAACAAGUGUCUCUUUUGAAAAUUAAUUUUUAUAGCUCCCCUGAUAUAUUUAUUGUA
Dioscorea cayenensis subsp. rotundata (Guinea yam) is the source of this 1726-nucleotide messenger RNA. RefSeq names its product probable serine/threonine-protein kinase At1g01540. Gene Ontology annotation, biological process: protein phosphorylation. Lineage: Eukaryota; Viridiplantae; Streptophyta; Magnoliopsida; Dioscoreales; Dioscoreaceae. The transcript is spliced from 7 exons. The record is from RefSeq and is a predicted model, not a curated record. Gene Ontology annotation, molecular function: protein kinase activity; ATP binding. The coding region runs from base 63 to 1478 and encodes 471 amino acids.